Molecule: messenger RNA, 3782 nt
Organism: Arvicanthis niloticus (Nile rat)
Lineage: Eukaryota; Metazoa; Chordata; Mammalia; Rodentia; Muridae
Gene: Chrnb3
Product: cholinergic receptor nicotinic beta 3 subunit
Biological process (GO): monoatomic ion transmembrane transport
Cellular component (GO): postsynaptic membrane
Molecular function (GO): acetylcholine-gated monoatomic cation-selective channel activity; transmembrane signaling receptor activity
Source: RefSeq, a predicted model, not a curated record
UUUCAUCAGGCAGCUGGUCAUGAUCCCCUCGGGUUUCAUCGAGGCUUUGAACCACUUGUAUUUUGUUUUGAAACCCUGCUUUUUUUUUUUUUCCAGUGUAAGCACUCUGUGCUUGAAAGGAAAUCGUCUCUCUAAAGCAGGCGUCAUGACGGGCUGCCUAUGGGUCUUCUUGGUUCUCAGUGCCACUCUCUCAGGUUCCUGGGUGACUCUUACGGCCACUGCGGGCCUCAGCUCAAUAGCUGAACACGAAGACGCACUCCUCAGACAUUUGUUCCAAGGUUAUCAGAAAUGGGUUCGCCCUGUGUUGAAUUCCAGUGACAUCAUAAAAGUAUAUUUUGGAUUAAAGAUAUCUCAGCUUGUGGAUGUGGAUGAAAAGAAUCAGCUGAUGACAACAAACGUGUGGCUGAAACAGGAAUGGACAGACCAAAAAUUACAAUGGAAUCCAGAAGAAUAUGGUGGAAUUAAUUCGAUAAAGGUUCCAUCGGAAUCGCUCUGGCUUCCUGACAUAGUUCUCUUUGAAAAUGCUGAUGGACGUUUUGAGGGCUCCCUCAUGACCAAGGCCAUUGUGAAAUCCAGUGGAACCGUCAGCUGGACUCCUCCCGCCAGCUACAAAAGUUCCUGCACCAUGGAUGUCACAUUUUUCCCGUUCGACAGGCAGAACUGCUCAAUGAAGUUUGGGUCCUGGACUUACGAUGGUACCAUGGUUGACCUCAUUCUGAUCAAUGAAAACGUUGACCGGAAAGACUUUUUUGAUAACGGAGAGUGGGAGAUACUGAAUGCAAAGGGGAUGAAGGGCAACAGAAGGGAAGGCUUUUACUCCUAUCCGUUUGUUACCUACUCAUUUGUUCUGAGACGCCUGCCGCUUUUUUACACCCUUUUUUUGAUAAUCCCCUGCUUGGGGCUGUCCUUUCUCACCAUCCUGGUGUUCUACCUACCCUCCGACGAAGGGGAAAAACUCUCAUUAUCCACCUCGGUUUUGGUAUCUUUGACAGUGUUUCUUUUAGUGAUUGAAGAAAUAAUCCCGUCUUCUUCAAAAGUCAUCCCUCUCAUCGGCGAGUACCUGCUCUUCAUUAUGAUUUUUGUCACGCUGUCAAUUAUCGUCACGGUUUUUGUAAUUAAUGUCCACCACAGAUCUUCCUCAACGUACCAUCCCAUGGCCCCCUGGGUGAGGAGGCUGUUUCUGCAAAGACUCCCGAGAUGGCUUUGCAUGAAGGACCCCAUGGACCGCUUCUCUUUCCCUGACGGGAAGGAGAGUAAGGCAGCCAUGAGGGGGAAAGUCCCAGGGAAGAAGAAACAGACUCCUACUAGUGAUGGAGAAAGAGUUCUGGCCGCUUUCCUGGAGAAGGCCUCUGAGUCCAUCAGAUACAUUUCGAGGCAUGUGAAGAAGGAACACUUCAUCAGUCAGGUAGUACAAGACUGGAAAUUUGUGGCUCAGGUUCUUGACCGCAUCUUCCUGUGGCUCUUUCUGAUAGCUUCCGUUCUGGGCUCCAUUCUGAUUUUUAUUCCAGCCUUGAAGAUGUGGAUACAUCGUUUUCAUUAGGAACCACUCUCUGGAUCCAUUUAGAAGACAUACAUAGAGAGAAUCCCACCUUAGGACUGACGGCUGCUGACAUGUUCACAGAACGCAGAUGUGUGCAACAGUCAUGGUGCCCUUGUCUUGUCCUCUGAGCCUUCUGUGAUUGGAGGACCCUGAGAAAAUGUGGGUUUGAGCUAGUGUGAUGGUGGCUGCCAUUGGAGAUGUAUUUGGGCAAUUCGGAGAAGUCUCCAUGUUAUGUUGUUGUGUGUGAGACCUUGAACUCCCCCAUCUGCCCAUCCCCGAACUUCUGAUUUUGCCUAUGCACUUAACUCCUAGUGUCUGCCAACCCCUUGGUGACUUGUGCACACACUGGGGUGAUGUGUUACUUCUUUAGCAGUGUGGGUGAACACGUUUUGGCAACAAUUUCAGGAAUUACACAGACACAACUCUUGACACACAGGUCAGAGAUGCCACUUGUCAAUGAAUGGACCACAAACAGGGUCAUCCACGAUGACCUUGAAUGGCUACGACCGUUCUCUAAGGCAGGUGUUAUUGGAAGUCCAUUCACUGCAUUGCAAACAUUUCUAAUGUAGGUAAGGAACUCUGGUGAUUUCCAGCUUGUUGUGAGGUUACAUCAAAGUAACUUACACCAGAAAAAUAGCUAUUAGCUACUAGAACUGCAUUCAUUAUUAAUACAUGUGUGAUUUUUUUCUCUUAGGAAAUUAAAAGUAUUGCAUAUUCUUUGAAUAGUCACUGAAUAUUUUUUUGACAAUUCCAUACAACAUAUUUUGAUCCUAUUUACCCCCAAAUUCCUCCCCUGUAACUUCUCCUAGACCUGCUCCCUCACUCUAUCCCCCAACAUCAGGACCUAAUUGAUUUAUUUAUUUCUUAAUACCCUUGCCCCUCAAGUCCAUUUUGUGCUACAUGUAUACAAAUGUGGUGUGGUCCCAGCCUUUGGUCCUACCUCUGCAGCUGGUUCCUCUCUGGCUAUAUCGUCUGUGUAAGGGAGUAUGGGAGUCUUUGUGGAUAGCACAGUGGGAGACCCUGCACUCAGACUGCCAGGAUCAUGAUUCCAACCCUGGCACACAGCCUGCAUCAACCCCUCACUGCCUAUGGUAGAUUCAGCCCUUGCUUACACUUUUCUAGCUGGUCUUUCGUGGACUCUUCAAAUGGUGUUUAAGUGCCUGUGUGGAGGGAAUGGUGCAAACCCUGGUCUGGAGUUCCCACUGAGCCUGGCCACAGCCAGCUGAAUGAGAAUCUCUGCUUCAGACUCUUUAGACUUUCUUGCACAGACUACACAGCUCCCCCACCUCACUAAUAGUGUGCCCAGCUCUUGACCCAUUUGGAUCACAAGAUGGAUUUUUAAAGAAACCAAUAAACACAGUGGAAUAAGAGCUAGGUCACAGGGAUUGCUGGUCCCAGCUUUGUGGCUAACCAGUGGGCCUUAAACUUACUGUCUCCUAGAAGACAAAAGUCUUGUGGAUCAGUAGAAUGAGGUGAGGAUUCAUGAUCUUUGAUGUUCUCCUCAGUCCUUUACUCUAUCUUUUGUUGGUUUGCUGUGGAGCUUCUCCAGUGUUCAACCACAUGGUCCUAAUGGUAGCUUUGUUCCUUGCAGGGCAGGUAGUGGUGACGGGGCGGGGGUGUAGACUACUCUGUGGCUACCUCAGAUUAGACUUUGCAGGAACACAUUGUGAUAAAAACCAAGGCUUAGCUAUGACUUCCUGAAUGAGACUGUGAAUGAAAAGGACAAAGAGUUAUUAUUCCUCUCCUUCAGGUUGAUUUUUAACUCAUCACAUUUGACAUGUAAUUAUGCUAGGAAAAGUGCAGUAUCAAUGUUAGAAAAAGUGUUUGGAUCUGAGCUUAGCUUUACAUUUGGAAAAUACCAGCGUGAACCAUUUCCCACAACAAAUAUUUUCUGACCAAAUCAAAUACAGAAAAGAUUAAGCCCCAGUGUGUAUAUGUGGCUUAUUUUUACUAUCAGCUAAAGUGGAAGAUGACAUUAAUAAUUUCAAAUAUAGAAAAGGAUAAAUAUUUACAUAUUGCAAUGAUACUGGGAGAGUAUUCCAAAGGAUAAUGUUAAGGCAAGGAACUCUUAAGAGUGGAGAGAUGUCUAAGCAUGUAAAGGCAGUACCUCCCAAGCCCGAGGAUCUGAGUUUAAUACCCAUAACCCACCUGGUAGGAGAGAAUUGAAUUCCAUUUAGUUAUCUCUCAGCACCACUCCCCCCUCCAAAUGCCUUAGCAUAUGUGUGUGCACAUAACAGAGUCU